Molecule: messenger RNA, 746 nt
Organism: Juglans microcarpa x Juglans regia
Lineage: Eukaryota; Viridiplantae; Streptophyta; Magnoliopsida; Fagales; Juglandaceae
Exons: 1
Coding region: 239-469 (76 amino acids)
Source: RefSeq, a predicted model, not a curated record
UUCCAAUCGGUCCACUCCUCUUUUCGAAAAUCCCAAAACACCCCGAUCCAGCCUUUAUUAUCCCCAACCCAUCCAUUGUACGAACCAAACAGUAUUCCUUAAGAAAAACCGAACCUUCCACAGUUCCCUGCUCUGCUCCCACGAUAUAACCAACACCUCCACCCCCCUUUCUCUCCUCACGACCAACCCAGAAGGAAGAUUUCUCUUCAGAAAGAGCUGACAAGAUUAAAGUGAUCGAAUGGGACUCAAGAAGAAUAGGUGGAUUUCCUUCAAGAAGCAGAGGGGGGAGACCUGGAGAUCGAAGUUCUUCUUUGGGUCUGCGUUCAAGUCUGCGUUCAGGUGGAAGAGGCUGAAUCUGAAGCUGUCUUUUGUGGACGACCUACUUUUCAGGAUUGCGUCCGUGUUCGAGGCUAUUGUUUUGGUUACCAGGCUGUGUUUCUUCUAUCUCUGUUGUGGCUGCCAUUUUUGAAUCUGUAUGGUUUUGUUCUCUGACAUCUGUGUGUUUGUGUGUCCAUUUGACUCUGAUUUCUGUUAAUAUAUGCAUUCUCUGUUUUGAGAGAUGGAACAUGGGGGUGUGGAUGCGAGAUGGGGGCUUGUUCGAUGCCAAAACUACCCAGAAUGGAUGGCUAAUGUAUAUUUUAAUGUUCAAAUGUAAUGUUCGAGAAGUUUUUGUUAAAAAAUAGUCUCAUGAAGUUGUCCGUUGUCUCUUCUAUUUAUAGUUUAUGCCCGUCGAUUUGGUUGUUUUC